Funneliformis geosporum is the source of this 231-nucleotide messenger RNA. The record is from the annotation of a GenBank genome assembly. Lineage: Eukaryota; Fungi; Glomeromycota; Glomeromycetes; Glomerales; Glomeraceae.
UAACGCUUUACACUUUAUAACAAUUCUCAUGAAAUCAUCUUUACAAGUUCCCUCUAUUCCUAAUAUUAUCAAUCAUACAUUUCAAAAUCCAAAAGGAAUUGAUCCUAGUAAUAUAAUUAUUAAACUUGAUUUACAAUUUAUGAAAGAUUUAAACAUUACUUAUCAUGAACGAAAGAGAAAUUUCACAAAUUUAUUUGGAUUACAUGAAACUCAUGAAGAACGUACUGAACG